Molecule: messenger RNA, 1650 nt
Organism: Lecanosticta acicola
Lineage: Eukaryota; Fungi; Ascomycota; Dothideomycetes; Mycosphaerellales; Mycosphaerellaceae
Source: the annotation of a GenBank genome assembly
AUGAAGGUCGCAGCAUCGGCGCUCCUCGUUGGAGCUGCCGUGGCCUUCGUCCCGCAACAGCAACAGCCAUUGCAAGCUCCCGAAGCCGUCCAGAAUGUCCUCAAGACGGCAGGUGAUAAGGCCUCCGGCUUGUCCAAAUCGUGGAAGAACCUCCAGCAUGAGCUCAAACAUCUUACGGAAGAGGCCCGUCAGACCUGGGAUGAAGUCGCGAUGAUGUUCCCCGAGGCCAUGAGCCAGACAUCCUUCUUCAGCAGCCCGAAGAAGCACUCUCGCAAGCAUGACAGGGAGUGGGACUUUGUCACCUCUGGCAAGUCUAUUCAGGAGCUGUACACUACCAAUUCCAAGGGAGAGAAACAACGCGAGAUUGAUGGCCACCUCGAGAACUUCAAUCUCCGCACGAAGAAGGUGGACCCUCAGAGCUUGGGCGUAGACAAGGUCAAGCAGUAUUCUGGAUACUUGGACAACGAGGAGGACGACAAGCAUCUCUUCUACUGGUUCUUUGAAUCACGAAACGAUCCCAAGAACGACCCUGUGCUCCUCUGGUUGAACGGUGGUCCAGGUUGCUCUUCGCUUACUGGCCUGUUCAUGGAGCUCGGCCCAUCUUCAAUCGAGAAGGAUGGUAGUGUGAAGUACAACCCGAGUAGCUGGAAUGCGAAUGCUUCGGUAAUUUUCCUCGAUCAGCCUGUCAACGUGGGAUACUCCUACUCUGGAAGCAGUGUGUCAAGCACCGUCGCAGCUGGGAAGGAUGUCUACGCUCUCUUGACUCUCUUCUUCAAGCAGUUCCCAGAGUACUCUCACCAGGAUUUCCACAUUUCUGGAGAGUCGUACGCCGGUCACUACAUCCCCGUGUUCGCCUCUGAGAUCCUUUCUCACAAGAAGCGCAACAUCAAUUUGCAGUCCGUCCUCAUCGGCAACGGUCUGACCGAUGGUCUCACCCAGUAUGAAUACUACCGCCCAAUGGCUUGCGGUCAGGGUGGCUGGCCAGCUGUUCUUUCUGAAUCAGAGUGCACCAGCAUGGACAAUGCUCUUCCUCGCUGCCAGAGCUUGAUCGAGUCUUGCUACAAUAGCGAGUCUGUCUGGUCUUGCGUUCCGGCCAGCAUCUACUGCAACAACGCUCUGAUUGGCCCAUACCAGCGUACCGGGAAGAACCCAUACGACGUUCGAGAGCAGUGCAAGAACGGAAACCUCUGCUACGAUGAGCUCGACUGGAUUCAAGAGUACCUCAACAGGGCAGAAGUCAAGAAGGCUCUUGGUGCCGAGAUCGAUAACUACGACUCCUGCAACAUGGACAUCAACCGCAACUUUCUUUUCAACGGCGAUUGGAUGCAGCCAUUCCACCGCCUGGUCCCGGGCAUCCUAAAGGAGAUCCCAGUGCUUAUUUACGCUGGUGAUGCUGACUACAUUUGCAACUGGCUUGGAAACCUGGCCUGGACGAACGAGCUGGAGUGGUCUGGCCAGAAGGCUUACCAGAAGGCUUCUCUGGAAGAUCUCAAGCUCUCAGAUGACGGCUCCAAGAUCGGAUCUGUUAAGUCGGCUCAAAACUUGACUUUCACCCGCAUCCAUGCUGCGGGACAUAUGGUUCCGUACGACCAGCCUGCUGCUUCGCUUGAUGUGCUCAACCGCUGGUUGGCGGGCGAGUGGAUCGAAUAG